Molecule: messenger RNA, 2274 nt
Organism: Scylla paramamosain (green mud crab)
Lineage: Eukaryota; Metazoa; Arthropoda; Malacostraca; Decapoda; Portunidae
Product: probable acyl-CoA dehydrogenase 6
Biological process (GO): fatty acid beta-oxidation using acyl-CoA dehydrogenase
Cellular component (GO): cytoplasm
Molecular function (GO): flavin adenine dinucleotide binding; acyl-CoA dehydrogenase activity
Source: RefSeq, a predicted model, not a curated record
AAGAGCCAAUAUACUGUGCUUCAAGGGUGGAGCUUAUUUGCUGGUAGGGGAACAUACGGUAGCGUCGCAACAUAAAAUCAAGUAACAGGAGGCUAAAGAAGAAAUAGUGUAUCACUUACAAUGAAAUUGAUGAUCUGGCAACUGUUACGUCCUUGAUCAGCUGAUUGACGUAAACACAGCACGGUCUGGCACACUGAGGCACUGACCCAAGGAAAUAGAGAUCGUCCAGAAGAGACAAUGAGUGCACUCCGCUUUCUUGGGAAACUCUCGGUUUCAUCAUCAAUUUAUUUAAAAUUAAUAAGAAGCAUAAGUACAUCAGUACCCAGAAAUGGGAGCCUGUUCACCCAGGAACACAGGGAACUACAGAGCUCCUUGACAAAGUUAAUUGACACAGAGAUAAAUCCCUAUGUGGACCAGUGGGAGGAGGAGGGACAGUAUCCUGCACAUGAGGUCUUCAAAAAGCUUGGGCAGGCUGGAUUUCUGGGAAUCACCAAGCCAGAAAAGUAUGGAGGCCUUGGGUUGGACUAUUCAUUUGCUGUUGCAGCUCAUGAAGCACUGGGCAGUAUCAACUGUGGUGCUAUUCCCAUGUCUGUGGGAGUACAGACUGACAUGUCAACACCUGCCCUAGCACGGUUUGGGAGCCACUAUGUUAAGGAACAGUUUCUUGCACCAAGCAUAGCAGGAGAUUAUGUAUCCUGCUUAGGGGUUAGUGAGCCAGGAUCUGGAUCAGAUGUGGCCACCAUUCAGACCACAGCUAGGCGGGAUGGAGAUGACCUGAUCAUUAAUGGCCAAAAAAUGUGGAUCACCAAUGCCUUCCAAGCUGACUGGAUGUGCCUCCUUGCCAACACAUCACAGGCUGCACCACACAUCAACAAGUCCCUCAUAUGUGUGCCUAUGGACUCACCAGGAAUCCAUUUGGCAAAACGUAUCAACAAGAUUGGAAUGCUGUCUUCAGACACAGCUCAAAUUUUCUUUGAGGAUGUAAGGGUGCCUGCCAAGAACUUGAUUGGGGAGGAAGGAAAGGGUUUUACCUACCAGAUGAUGCAGUUUCAAGAGGAGCGUCUAGCUGCUGCUGGAUUGCUUCUUCGUCCCUUGGAGAAGUGUGUUGAGGCCACAAUAGAGUAUACCAAGAACCGUCAAGCUUUUGGCAAGUCAAUCCUUGACAACCAGUAUGUUCACUACCGCCUUGCUGAAUUACAGACAGAAAUUGAAGCCCUCAGAGCUCUGACCUACAGAGCAACAGAACUGUACAAAGAAGGGGAGGAUGUUACAAAGCUGGUGUCCAUGUGCAAGUUGAAGGGAGGGCGGCUGGUGCGUGAAGUCACAGACUCCUGUCUUCAGUUUUGGGGUGGCAUGGGCUUCACUAAAGAGGUCAUUGUGAGCAGAUUCUAUAGAGACAUGCGACUUGUAUCAAUUGGUGGUGGAGCAGAUGAGGUCAUGCUAAGUAUUAUAUGCAAGUACAUGGGCAUCCUUCCCAAGCUGGGCAAGAAGAAACAGUAAGCUGCCAACUACAGUAACGGGUCAGGGUUGCUGCACAUGAGAGAAGAGUCAGGAAGAAUUGCUCAUUUUUCAAGAUUUAAAAUCAAGAAAAUUAGAAAUUUUAUUUAUUUAGCCUACUCACAUUUCAUCUGGGGGUUUUGAGAUUUAAGAAUAUGGGAGGAAAAUUAAUUAUUGUGAGAGAAAACCAACUUGACACUUCCAGUUUUGUUAAGGGGAUUAGACAAUCAGAUGUGUGAUUGUUUAGGAUCUUUUUCAUGUGAGAAGGUAGUGUCCCUUGCUGUGCCAUAGGGUAGUGCUGCCAACUGAGACAAGUGAGGUAGAGACAAAGAGAGCAAGUCAUCUUCUGUGAAUAGAAUUAAAGAUUGUGAAUUAUUCAAAUAUCAUGCAGAAAAGAUCAAAGAUUGUCAUUGAAAUGUAAAGAAGUUAGCUAUCUAAAAUUGGUUCUGAGCAGCAAUACUGCAACACACAAUGAGUGGUUAAGAUGGAACUAGUAUAAUGGAAAGGAAUGAGUACAAAACUUUUUUAUCAGAUACUUGCAAAAGCAACCUUAGGUUGUCCUCAAAAAAUGGUGCUGUACAAAUGAUACAAUGCAAUAUCCAGUAGCAGAUUUGAAUAUUGUUAAGUUAAACUGAAUUUUUAAUAUUUAUAGCUAUUUUAUUGGAAUGUAAAAUCUUUUAUCUCUGCAAUAUAGAAUUUCCAGGUUUUAUGUUUUCCCAUGGCAAUUCAUAAUUGUGAGAUUAAUUAGUCACAAAGAUUAUAUUUUACCUAAUUUCC